GAAUAUAGGUUGGCCGUUGGUGAGUUUCGUUGAAGCUUCCUUGCCUCCUUCCUCUUCUUUUCUUUUCUUCUUUUGUUUUUUCUGACUUUUCACUUUUGAUCCUUGAAAACAUGAUAUAAUAUAAAAACCUUAAGAAACUUGCAAUGUUCAAAGAUUGUUCAACCAGUUUUCUUCUUCUAUAGCUGGUGUUCAACCCAACUGUCCUUCAAUUUAUCAUCUUUCUCGUUUGGAGGCACAGCAAUAUGGCCGGAAUGCUUCCCGGAGUGGAAUCCGCCCGAAGGAGACGGGUCCAUGGAGGCACAAGGCGGCCACCUCUCAGUUUAUACACAAGCAGCCAUGAAAAGCAUCAAACCUAUACUACCCCUUCUUUGGUGGAGGAGAAGUGUAUUUGACCAAGCAUACAAGGAUGAGGAUUUGGGGGGAGCAGCAAGAGAAGCCAAAGAGAGGUUGGAUGAGAGGUUGGGAGUAAAUAGAUCCUCAGAAACCAAAAGGAGUAACAACAAAGACUGCACGAGGUAUGUGGAGGGCAGAUCCAUGGUCCUUGGAAAGUCGCACAUAGAGGCGUUGAGGUCAAAACAGAGCGGCUCAGAGAGGUUCAGUUGGGUUAAGCUGAGCUGGAAGCCUUGGGCCUCAUGUGAGAUGCUUGUUUGCCAUGGCUAGAUUGCUAUGCUCAUUGGGCUUGUUAAGGAAUGGAAAUACCGAAAUAGAUAUAGUCUCAUAUUAAUCCUUUGUUCCUUCUUAAUUUGUAUAUAUAUAUGGCUAGAGAGCAGAGAACUAUUGCUCUCAACAUUGUUGUGAUGUUUGAUCUCGGAAAACCCAACUAUUUUUGUUGAAGAUCCAAUAUAAUACACAGUGCUCUUGUGGGCUUGAAUUUGAAAA
Molecule: messenger RNA, 879 nt
Organism: Carya illinoinensis
Lineage: Eukaryota; Viridiplantae; Streptophyta; Magnoliopsida; Fagales; Juglandaceae
Exons: 3
Coding region: 292-660 (122 amino acids)
Source: RefSeq, a predicted model, not a curated record